Molecule: messenger RNA, 963 nt
Organism: Lodderomyces elongisporus
Lineage: Eukaryota; Fungi; Ascomycota; Pichiomycetes; Serinales; Debaryomycetaceae
Gene: SLU7
Product: mRNA splicing protein
Exons: 1
Coding region: 1-963 (320 amino acids)
Biological process (GO): mRNA splicing, via spliceosome
Cellular component (GO): spliceosomal complex
Molecular function (GO): pre-mRNA 3'-splice site binding
Source: RefSeq, a predicted model, not a curated record
AUGUCAAAGCAAAAAGAUAGAAGAUCAAAUAACCCUUAUAUCCCAAAAUAUAUAGCAUCGCGGCCAUGGUAUCAAGAGAAUCAGAAUUCCGCUGUAACGGUGAAUGAGGAAGAGAUAGCUAGUGGAACCGAUGGAGCCAAUAAAGCCAAGGCAGUUGAGGGAGCCCGUGAAUUGGAAGAAACGGAAAUGAAAUACGAGCAUAAAAAAGCAGAUGAACAAGAUUAUCUUUCGCAUCAUCGAAAGUCAGGAGGAAUAGUUGAUUACAGUUUGGCACGAGAGGGGCUGGGGAUUAAUGACGAGUUUGACGGAACUAUCAGGAAAGGGACAGAGACAGAUGAUUACGACACCAAGAGAGAUCGAUGGUAUGGUUAUUCGACAGAGGAAUGGCUUGAGCAGGUGAAGAAAUGGAGAAAGAAUAAUACAACUGAUAAUGAUGCUCAUGUAAACAACAACGACUCUGAUGAUACAGAUUAUGAGUUGGAGUUGUACGAACUUGGCUUGGACCGAGACGAAGUGAUGAGCAAUCGCACCAAACAAGAUCCAAUGGAGAAGAUGCUACGUGAUAGACAAGAUGUUCCAGCAUAUAUUCAUAAGAUCAAUAGUCGUAAAGAUGGAAAGAUAACUCUUGAUUUUGAUUAUGAUCCCAAAACUAAACGAAAAGUGAAUAUUCCCGAAGGGUUUGUUAAUGAUCAAACCCAGUUUGUGAAAAAGAUGAGCGGUGAAGCUCAGAAAUUGAGUACUUUGCAACAAUUUGCUUGGGAAUUGGACAAAAAAGAUUUGGAGUCGAGAAGGAUUCAGGAUUUGAUGAAUAGCGAGGGUACUACCAGAGCAACGGAUUUGGGUAAUAGUCUUGAAGCUAGUCCAACUUUGAUGAUGAUGAAGGCAAAGCAAGCAGAGGAAGCUGCUAAGGAGAGAUCCAUUGCCAAGAGAAAGAAAUUACUCGAAAUGUAUUCAAAUGAUUAA